AGAUAUCGCCUUAUUCCUUCUUUCGGUAGCGGUACGAUACGACCUUUCCGCAACAAUGCUUCAGAUAUGAAGAAACUGGCUGCCCGAAACUUUGAGGAUCUUCUGCAGUGCGCAAUACCCGCCUUCGAAAACAUACUAUCUGAACCCCAUAAUACAAUCAUCCUUACGCUACUAUAUCGCCUCGCUGAGUGGCAUGCGCUGGCCAAACUGCGCCUUCACACCGACUCCACGCUCAGCCUUCUACGUGCAGCUACAAUCGAUCUUGGUAGCCGUUUCCGCCGCUUCCGCGACUUCACAUGUCCCCAUUUCCCGACCACAGAACUACCUCGUGAACGAGACGCACGAGAUAGGCGCCAGAGACGGAAGGAAGCACGCCAGCCCCAGACGACAGCAAUGGCCGCAGAUUCAGCGAGCCCUGACCGUUCUACGACUCGGACGUCUCCCACCAAGCGCUUGCUGAAUCUGCUAACCUACAAGUUCCAUGCGCUUGGUGAUUAUGUAUCAACGAUCCAAUUUUUUGGGACCACCGACUCGUACUCUACGCAGAUUGUAAGUUCGUUUCGCGAUUGGGAAACCCAGUACCACAUGACUCACACUCAAGAAUCAGGGCGAGCUGGCUCAUCGCGUCGUCAAACGUCUAUAUCAAGCCACGAAUAA
Molecule: messenger RNA, 657 nt
Organism: Stereum hirsutum FP-91666 SS1
Lineage: Eukaryota; Fungi; Basidiomycota; Agaricomycetes; Russulales; Stereaceae
Exons: 2
Source: RefSeq, a predicted model, not a curated record